Messenger RNA from Zootoca vivipara (common lizard), 1288 nucleotides. It is a transcript of the gene ENY2, whose product is annotated as ENY2 transcription and export complex 2 subunit. Gene Ontology annotation, cellular component: SAGA complex; nuclear pore. Gene Ontology annotation, molecular function: transcription coactivator activity. Gene Ontology annotation, biological process: positive regulation of DNA-templated transcription; mRNA export from nucleus. NCBI's taxonomy places the organism in Eukaryota, Metazoa, Chordata, Lepidosauria, Squamata, Lacertidae. The record is from RefSeq and is a predicted model, not a curated record.
CCAUGCAUCCCUGCGGCGGGGAAGAUUAGGCAGGGCGUUGAGAUUUCUGUUAAGUCUUGGUCUCGGGAGCCGGACGAGAAGGGAUCGGGUCUCCUCCGGGGCAGGUAAUCUGACUUGUCGGCGGCAGAGGGAGCGCUGAAAUCCGUGGUGAUUGAAAUCCAUUUGGGAACGACAUAGUGUGUGUUCCUUUCUUAAAACAUCGGUUGUUCACAUAUAGACUCCCCAAAAAAUGAAUAAAGAUGCCCAAAUGAGAGCAAGCAUAAACCAAAAGCUAAUCGAAACAGGAGAACGAGAACGCCUUAAAGAGUUACUGAGAGCCAAAUUAAUUGAAUGUGGCUGGAAGGACCAGCUGAAGGCACACUGCAAAGAUGUCAUCAAAGACAAAGGCCUAGAGCAUGUCACGGUUGAUGAUUUGGUGGCAGAAAUUACUCCCAAAGGCAGAGCCUUGGUACCCGACAGUGUAAAGAAAGAGCUUCUACAAAGAAUAAGAACAUUCCUCGCUCAACACGCCAGCCUUUGAUUUCUUCCAUUGAGUCUUACCAUGUUGUAUUAAGUGAAUUAUGCCAGAAACUGGAAGACAUUUUUCCAUGCUUUAGGGUUGAAGGUUCACUUUUUAAAAAAUGUUUAGUUACUGGAAGUGUACUUUGCUACAUCGACUUCUUAAUUCUUGCUAUUUUAAUAAAAAAUGAAAUGAACUGCUUGUGGGCGUAUGUUGGAAAGAGAUGACAUUUCUUGCCAUUAAAAGGUUAUUGUGUUGCUUAACAUGAUUGACAUCUUUUUCAUCACUAUUAAUUAUUCCAAAUGUCUCUUAAAAUUGCAGUAGCAGAAAUGAUAACAGUAGAACACAUGCUAGAUAAAGUAUUUGGUUAACAGCAGAGAAAAAGAAGGAUGCCCAUAUGAUACAGGAUGGGAUAGAGCAGUGAUGGGUAGGAUUUUGAGUAGAUGGGUAUUCUCUUAGCCUACCCUUUCCCAACCUGGGAGCACCAAUAUAUUUUGGUGCCCUAGCCUAUUGCAGACACUAUCUAUAGCACUUAAUUGUGAUGCUGAGUUGAAAGAGAUGCUCUUUUUAAAAGAAGAAAUUAAGAUUUGGGGGGAAUAUGAUGUUGUCAUGGCAAUGGAAGCUAGAUUUUUAAGGCAAUUUUGACAACAAAAUAAGGUAGUGUGCCUGCCUGUAAGACCGUGAGAUUUGAAAGUGAUCUCAGAAAUCAAAUCUUCCCUUGAUGUUCAUAUUUUUAAGGUCCUGAUGGCACAGGCUAAGGAGAAAAAAUCUAGACGCUAGAUGUGCUUC